Wyeomyia smithii (pitcher-plant mosquito) is the source of this 4922-nucleotide messenger RNA. It is a transcript of the gene AP-2alpha, whose product is annotated as AP-2 complex subunit alpha. Gene Ontology annotation, cellular component: AP-2 adaptor complex; membrane coat. The coding region runs from base 745 to 3555 and encodes 936 amino acids. The record is from RefSeq and is a predicted model, not a curated record. Lineage: Eukaryota; Metazoa; Arthropoda; Insecta; Diptera; Culicidae. Gene Ontology annotation, molecular function: clathrin-cargo adaptor activity. Gene Ontology annotation, biological process: clathrin-dependent endocytosis; intracellular protein transport. The transcript has 8 exons.
UCAUUCAAACACAAAACAGGCCCCAAGAUAUUGUACUGUCAUAAACGAAGUGUAGAGCGAAAAAUCGAUUGAUUUUGCAUUAAAUCUCGCAUCCAGCAAUUGCUAAUCCUUUCUGAACUGUUUGUUAAGGGUGCUAGUGUAGGGUUAGUGCUCUGGAAAUAAGGUACGGUAGGUUUGCGUAAUCAAAGGUAGCCCUUAUUAAGGAUAUUUCAGUCGGCGCAUCAAGAGUACAGAAAAAAGUGGGUAAUUUUAGGGCGUUAAACAGUGAUUAUCGUCGUUCGCCUACUGCUUUGGUGCUACGAUUGUAGUGUCGAUUCAGAGUCAUUCAUAUUUCCAUCCCAUCGUGAGCUGCGGCGGAGGGCAAUAAGAAGAUAUUGUCCACGUCGCGAAGAAGAAAGCUUUUGCUGGGUGUAAGUUCAGAUCUGUUAUCGCAUAAUUGAGAUAAAUGGAGUAAUAUUACAACAGUGAGUGCUUGAUUUGGAAUAUGUCUGCACUUUGCAUGACCGAACGAGGCAGUUGUACCGGAUGCAAUCCUGAACGGCCUUUGCUGUCCGAUGAACUGAAGUAACUUGUUAAAGCACAUUGUAGCAGACAUUCCGAACUAAAGUUCCGUCCGAUAAAAAGUGUCGACAGGACCAUAAUUAGAAGCAAAAAGCGGUGAAAUCAUCUGUCGUUUUUUUGAGUUGUCAAACAAGGCAAAAGAGUUCAUCGAGGAAACAAUAAAUUUUCAAACCACUUGCCAAGAUGGCACCAGUUCGGGGAGAUGGAAUGCGUGGACUAGCCGUCUUUAUUUCGGAUAUACGAAACUGUAAAAGUAAAGAAGCGGAAAUAAAACGUAUCAACAAGGAACUCGCUAAUAUACGUAGCAAGUUCAAAGGGGACAAAACAUUGGAUGGCUACCAGAAGAAGAAAUAUGUUUGUAAGCUACUGUUCAUAUUUCUGCUUGGCCACGAUAUUGACUUUGGCCAGAUGGAAGCAGUCAAUCUGUUAUCUUCGAACAAGUAUUCGGAGAAGCAAAUUGGGUAUCUCUUCAUUUCUGUAUUGGUCAACACUAACAGCGACUUGAUCAAGCUCAUAAUUCAGAGCAUUAAAAACGAUUUGCAGUCUCGAAAUCCGAUUCAUGUUAACCUGGCCCUGCAAUGUAUCGCUAACAUUGGCAGUCGCGAUAUGGCCGAAGCGUUUUCAACGGAAAUUCCCAAACUGCUUGUCUCAGGGGAUACGAUGGAUGUAGUAAAACAAUCAGCGGCACUUUGCCUGUUGCGAUUGUAUCGCACAUGCCCUGACAUAAUUCCAGGCGGUGAAUGGACCAGCCGAAUAAUCCAUCUACUGAACGACCAACAUAUGGGCGUGGUGACGGCGGCCACCAGCCUCAUUGAUGCAUUGGUUAAGAAAAAUCCGGAUGAAUACAAAGGAUGUGUCAGUUUAGCCGUUUCCAGACUCUCUCGCAUAGUUACUGCUUCCUAUACGGAUUUGCAAGACUAUACGUACUAUUUUGUACCGGCACCAUGGCUUUCGGUUAAGCUCUUGCGACUUUUGCAAAAUUAUAAUCCUCCGACAGAGGACCCUGGAGUGCGAGGACGUCUUAACGAGUGUCUCGAAACAAUUCUCAACAAAGCCCAGGAACCACCAAAGAGUAAAAAGGUACAGCAUUCAAAUGCAAAGAAUGCAGUGCUGUUCGAAGCAAUCAACUUGAUCAUACAUAACGACAGCGAGGCAAAUUUACUCGUCCGAGCUUGUAAUCAAUUAGGUCAGUUCUUGAGCAACCGAGAAACGAACCUUCGCUAUUUGGCCCUGGAGUCAAUGUGCCAUUUGGCUACCUCAGAAUUCUCGCAUGAAGCUGUCAAAAAACAUCAGGAGGUGGUCAUUCUCUCCAUGAAAAUGGAAAAAGAUGUAUCCGUUCGUCAACAGGCAGUUGAUUUACUGUAUGCGAUGUGCGAUCGUACUAACGCGGAGGAAAUUGUUCAGGAAAUGUUGAACUAUCUCGAAACAGCCGACUAUUCCAUCCGGGAAGAAAUGGUACUUAAAGUUGCCAUUCUAGCGGAAAAAUACGCUACCGAUUUCACAUGGUAUGUGGACGUAAUUUUGAACCUAAUUCGUAUUGCUGGUGACUACGUGUCAGAAGAGGUUUGGUAUCGCGUAAUUCAGAUUGUCAUCAAUCGGGAGGAAGUGCAAGGCUAUGCGGCUAAGACAGUGUUUGAAGCCUUGCAGGCACCAGCGUGCCAUGAAAAUAUGGUUAAAGUUGGGGGAUACAUUUUGGGUGAAUUUGGUAAUCUGAUUGCGGGUGAUUCUCGUUCAGCACCGAUGGUUCAAUUCAAAUUGCUUCAUUCGAAGUAUCAUUUGUGUUCAUCUAUGACACGAGCAUUGCUUCUCUCGACCUACAUUAAAUUUAUCAACCUGUUUCCGGAGAUACGCACGACGAUCCAGGACGUAUUUCGACAGCACAGCAAUCUCCGCUCAGCGGAUGCAGAAUUGCAACAGCGAGCAAGCGAAUAUCUGCAACUGAGUAUUGUCGCUUCGACUGAUGUGUUAGCUACGGUGCUAGAAGAAAUGCCAUCGUUCCCUGAGCGUGAAAGUUCUAUUUUAGCGGUGUUAAAAAAGAAAAAACCAGGUCGAGUGCCUGAAAAUGCGGAGAUUCGUGACAGUAAAAGUCCGGUGCCAAAUGCCCAUAAUGCUCACAAUGCUCAAACAAACCAUGCGGCAGGGAUGAAUAACGCAAAUGCUAGUUCGGAUCUUCUCGGAUUGAGCACACCACCUGCUUCACAAUCGCAAACCGGAACUUUAAUCGAUGUCCUUGGAGAUAUUUACAGCACUACCAACGGUACCAGUAGUGUGAUUAACAAUGCUAAAAAGUUCGUAUUUAAAAACAAUGGAGUUUUGUUCGAAAAUGAUUUGCUUCAAAUAGGCGUGAAAAGUGAAUUUCGCCAAAAUCUAGGACGAUUGGGAUUGUACUACGGGAAUAAAACACAAACGGCGUUGCAGAACUUUGUCCCAACAUUACAAUGGUCGGCAGAUGAUGCGCUCAAGUUGAAUGUACAGAUAAAAGCUGUAGAGCCGACUUUAGAAGCAGGUGCUCAGAUCCAACAGCUGCUGACGGCAGAAUGUAUCGAUAACUACUCCGGAGCUCCGUCGAUUGUUAUCAGUUUUCGUGUUAACGGUGGAGCACCACAGAAAAUCACCGUUUUAUUACCACUAACUAUCAAUAAAUUCUUUGAACCAACAGAGAUGAACGCUGAAUCGUUUUUCGCAAGGUGGAAAAAUCUGGGAGGCGAACAACAACGGGCACAACGAGUGUUUAAGGCACAACAGCCCCUCGAUCUACCGGGAGCCCGUAACAAACUGAUCGGGUUCGGUAUGCAACUACUGGAGGGAAUUGACCCCAAUCCAGACAACAUGGUGUGCGCCGGUAUCAUUCACACGCAGGCUCACAAGGUCGGCUGUUUGCUUCGUCUCGAACCGAACAAGCAAGCACAGGUUUGUAUGUUCCGCUUGACAAUCCGUUCCAGCUUGGAGAAUGUCACACAAGAAAUUUGUGAACUAUUGGUAGACCAGUUUUAAAAAAAAUUGUAUAAUAAUAAAAUUCAACACGUUAUGUAAACACCUUUCGUACGCCAGAAGAGGAGUUUUCCUAAUUAAUUUUUGUUUUGGUUUAUACACGGCGUUGGACAUUAUCAACCAAAGCACUUAAAUUUUAUUUUUGUCAUCGCUAGCAAAUGUAGGUGGUUUUUGGGAAAUUUCCAGUCGUUGUAAUAAUUGUGUGUAUCAAAUUUAAUAAUGAUUUAAAGCGUUAUUUUCCAAUUAGUUCCAAUAUAAAGUGGUUCGUGUGCGCUGUAAGUUACUUCCAUAUCACACGACUCAUUCAUGAAUUCUAGAUAUUAGUAGAAAAGAUAAAUAUUAAUUGAUGAAAUCAAUUCAUUCUGAUUUUUGCCCUCUUCUGGUGACGUACAAGAACAUAAAACAGCUUGGCUGACAGUGUGGUUUUAAUCACAAAAAAAACGUAUCGUAUCAGCGAUAUUUCCAAUUACUUGUUAAAUUCGUUAGGAACACUAUGAAACAUUGGAAUAAACAGCCGUAUAUGGCACGAUGAAAAAUAAAUAAAAAUCUCAUUUAUCGAUUACAGGCAUACAUGCUAAAUUGUAAAUGUAAUAAUAAACAAGCAAAUUUACAAGCAUAAAACUGUAAUUAAGUAAGAUGAAGCUAGAACAAAUGCGUCCUAAUUUCGACAGAGAGAACUCACGCAGAAAUCGAAUCAUCACACACAUUUUCGCCAGCGCUUAUCGAAUCGACGCAAACAGUUAAAAAUUAGUGUAGCACAAACUAUCAUCAUUUGUUGAAAAUCGUAGUCCAGCUUUUACGAUUGUGAUACACAGAACAUGAUCCUCGGUUUCUAUCUUUUACUGAAAAGAAAAAAAAUGAGACUUCACGGUAGUUUCUUUUUCACCUUCUUAUUAGAUUACCGUUACUAAUAUAUUAUGUUAUAUUUGUAUAUCAUGCAAUAUUAUUUUACGCGUUAGGCAUUGUAAUAGAUGAAAUUACUGAUUCGUGUAGAUUAUUAUGGCUGAACUAUUUCUGCUUCUAGGUCAUAGUCAUACAUAUUACAAUAUCAUACUCAUCAAUCUGACUAAAUGCUGAACCACGAAUCCGCUAAUUGAGAAGGAUCAUUACAAUUCACAGUAACUGCAGAAUUCGCAGAAGUGUUAAAACAUCUUUAGCUUUAUCAGCCUUAUUCCGCAAGAUAGUGGAAUAUGUGAGGUAGUUUAUCCUCCAAUAAAAUUAGAAAAAAAUACAAUAAAAAUAGAACCUCAACGGAUCCAUACCAGAAAGAAUAAAAGCAGGAAAGUAAGAACGCAUUGAAGCUAUAUUCACAUUUACGAUAUGACAAAGCAUAUAAAUAUGAGAAAAAAUAUACGAAAGUUAAUAAAAGA